AUGAUACAGUCAUCUCUAGCCGGGGCCAUUGGGUCUUCCAGCGCAUUCGAGCGUCUCUCGACUGCAUCUCUUCGAAUCUGCACCCUUCCGCCACUUUUGUGUAUUCGCCAAACACCUCGCCCUGUGUUCUCACGUGCUUCCUCUUCCUGGAAACCCAAUGACGUCGGCAAAACAAAGCGAAUAUCCUCGACCUGUGCACCCUCGAGGCGACGCCCAAUACUGUUACAGCUACCUGCUUUGUUUAGUACCUCGACAACACACAGGCUUCAGCGGGAAGAUGGGAAAACCAGCGCAACAAAAAUCACCAAACGACCCUCUGCAUCAACGGCCACGGCAAAACUGGCGACAACCCUGAAGUCAACACUCAAACUUGACAAGACCAAGCAUGAAAACAUAUACAACAUUCCCAACUUUCUCACAUUGACUCGCCUUGUGGCGACGCCCGUGAUAGGCUACCUGAUCGUUCACAACUACCACCUAUAUGCUUUCUCGCUAUUCACCUACGCCGCUUUCUCAGACCUUCUCGACGGCUGGAUUGCUCGAAAAUGGAAGCUGCAAACUGUUGUCGGAAGCGUGGUAGAUCCCAUGGCCGACAAACUGCUUAUGACGACUCUUGUAACUUGCUUGGCUGUCAAUGGAAGUCUGUCUAUGCCGCUGUUUGUUCUUAUUCUCGGUAGAGAUGCAAGCUUGUCAAUUUCUGCUUUUUACUACCGGUAUGCAAGUUUGCCGGCUCCAAAAACCAUGGCGAGAUAUUGGGAUUUUAGUCUACCAAGUGCCGAACCACAUCGUCUGCCGCCCGGAGGCGUUCUCCUGUCUAUUCCAGAACUACUUGGAGGCGAGCAAGGAGUCAAGAACUUGAUCACUGGCUUGUCUACUGUUGUAGCUAGUACAACGGUGUACAGUGGUCUGGAGUACACGUGGUCGAAGAAGGCAGUAGUAAUUCUGGGAGGAGAUGAGGCUCUGAAGAGGAAGCAGGGGCUCCGCGGACGAAUGAUCAUGGCAAGCGGAUUCGGGUCCUUCAUCGCACUCGCCGUAUACCUCUGGUACAAGGGACAAGCUGAGAAUGCGCCAGAGAAGACGAUUGAAGAAGAGUGA
Molecule: messenger RNA, 1095 nt
Organism: Plenodomus lingam JN3
Lineage: Eukaryota; Fungi; Ascomycota; Dothideomycetes; Pleosporales; Leptosphaeriaceae
Source: RefSeq, a predicted model, not a curated record